UUCAGCACCAACGUAUUAAGUCUCAAUCCAGAUGACCCCAAUGUCUGCAGUCACUGGGAGAGCUAUGCUGUGACUGUCCAGGAAUCCUACGCUCACCCGUUCGACCAGAUCUACUACACCAGAUGCACAGACAUCCUCAACUGGUUCAAAUGCACGAGGCACAGGAUCAGCUAUAAGACGGCUUACCGGCGGGGGGUGAGGACCAUGUAUAGGCGCCGCUCACAGUGUUGCCCUGGUUACUUUGAAAGUGGAGACUUGUGUGUUCCCUUGUGCACCGAGGAGUGUGCCCACGGCCGCUGUGUGUCUCCCGAUACAUGCCAGUGUGAGCCCGGUUGGGGGGGACUGGACUGCUCCAGUGGCUGUGAGAGUGACUUCUGGGGACCUCAUUGCAGUAAUCGGUGCCAGUGCCAAAACGGGGCCAAGUGUAACCCCAUCACAGGUGCCUGUGUCUGCACCGACGGCUACCAGGGCUGGCGAUGUGAAGAGCCCUGUGAGCACGGUUACUAUGGCAAGACGUGCCAACUGCCCUGCCAGUGCCUCAAUGGUGCCACCUGCCACCACGAGACGGGAGAGUGCAUCUGUGCACCAGGGUACACAGGGGCUUUCUGUGGCGAGCGCUGCCCCUCCGGUAGUCAUGGGCUCCAAUGUGAGCAACGCUGCCCGUGUCAGAACGGAGGCACGUGCCACCACAUCACCGGCGAAUGCUCCUGCCCUGCUGGAUGGACGGGCUCCGUCUGUGCUCAGCCGUGCCAUUUUGGCAAGUAUGGCAUCAACUGCAGCAAGGACUGCUCCUGUCGUAACGGUGGCCUUUGCGACCACAUCACGGGGCAGUGCCAGUGUGCAGCCGGAUUUAGUGGACGGAGGUGCCAGGACGAGUGCCCAGUGGGCACCUACGGUCCCCAGUGUAAGCAGAAGUGCGACUGUCAAAACGGAGCCAAGUGUCAUCAUAUCAACGGCGCCUGUUUGUGUGACACAGGGUUCAAAGGGCCAAACUGCCAGGAGAGGUUCUGCCCCCCCGGCCUGUAUGGCCUCAUCUGUGACAAGUACUGCCCUUGUAAUGCCACCAACACUGUGAGCUGCCACCCUUUGUCUGGUGAAUGCACCUGUUCUGCAGGAUGGACAGGGAUUAACUGUAAUGAAACAUGCCCACCAGGCUUUUAUGGGGAGGGCUGCAUGCUGCCCUGCGACUGUGCCAAUGGAGCUGACUGUCACAGCGUCACAGGUUCCUGUAUAUGUGCCCCUGGGUUCAUGGGUGAGGACUGUGCAUCAGUGUGCCCCCCGGGUCUGUAUGGACCAGGCUGUCUGUCCUCCUGCUCCUGUCACAAUCAUGCCUCCUGCUCUCCCAUUGAUGGCUCCUGCAUCUGCAAGGAAGGAUGGCAGGGUGUGGACUGCGCCAUUCUCUGUUGGAGCGGUACUUGGGGUCUGGGCUGUAACCAGACAUGCCUGUGUGCCAACGGUGCUGCAUGUGAUCCUAUAGACGGUGCCUGUACAUGCUCUCUCGGGUGGAGGGGAGAGUACUGUGACCAGUCCUGCCCGGGUGGAACUUACGGAUUGGAGUGUCGUGAACACUGCGACUGUGGCCACGCUGAUGGCUGCGACACGGUGACUGGCUACUGCCGUUGCUACGCAGGAUGGACCGGGAUCCGCUGCGACAGUGUGUGUCCGCAAGGCUACUGGGGCCCCAACUGCUCGGUCAGCUGCUCCUGUCAAAACGGAGGCUCCUGCUCCCCGGAGGACGGCACGUGUGUUUGCGCGCCCGGAUACAGGGGGACCUCCUGUAAAAGAGUUUGCUCCCCUGGCUUCUAUGGGCACCGCUGCAGCCAGCUAUGCCCUCAGUGUGUGCACAGCACCGGGGCAUGCCACCAUGUCACAGGCCUCUGUGAGUGUCUGUCCGGUUUCACCGGCACUCUGUGCAGCCAAGUGUGUCCAAGCGGCAGGUAUGGGAAAGGCUGCGCUGAGAUCUGCCUCUGCACUAACAAUGGCACCUGCAACCCCAUCGACGGUUCCUGCCAAUGCUUACCAGGCUGGAUAGGGGAGGACUGCUCCCAGGCCUGUCCCACGGGGCAAUGGGGCCAUGACUGCCUCAACUCAUGUAACUGUCACAACGGAGCCCCGUGCAGUGCCUACGAUGGGGAGUGCAGGUGCAACCCCGGUUGGACAGGUCUCUUCUGCACACAGAACUGCCCUCCGGGGUUCUAUGGCAGGGACUGCUCCGAGGUGUGUCGCUGUCAGAACGGGGCAGACUGCGACCACGUUACUGGACAGUGUACCUGCCGAACAGGCUUCAUUGGUACUAUCUGUGAACAGAAGUGUCCUCCUGGUACAUUUGGCUAUGGGUGCCAACAGUUGUGCGAGUGCAUGAACAAUGCCACCUGUGACCACGUGACUGGAACAUGUUACUGCAGCUCUGGGUAUAAAGGCAUCCGCUGUGAUCAAGCAGCUCUGAUGAUGGAGGAGCUUAAUCCCUACACUAAGAUCAGCCCAGCCCGAGGUUCUGAGCGCCAGUCUGCAGGAGCCGUCAUGGGCAUAAUUUUCCUCCUCCUCAUCAUCAUGGCUAUGCUCAGUCUGUUUGUGUGGUACAGGCAGAGGCAGAGGGAUAAGGGCCAUGAAAUGCAACCCAGUGUGUCCUACACACAGGCAAUGCACAUCACCAACACUGACUACUCCCUCUCUGAGUGUGGCAGUACUGUAGCGAUGAGGCCCAGUACAAUUGAGGUCAGUCAGGCUCAAAGCAGCAAUAGCAGUGACCAGUGCUUCUCCAACCCCAGCUACCAUACUGUGGCACAGUGUAACGUUGCCUCGGCGCUCCCCAGCAACCUGGAUGGCACACUGACCCUCAAAUCAAGCACACUGAAAAGCAGAAAUGGCUCAGAGUGGAGAGCGUACUGCAACCUCAAUGACCUAGAUUAUAUCAAGGGCCCGUUGUGCAGCAACAGCUCGUGCUCCCUGAAUAGUGAGAACCCGUAUGCCACCAUCAGAGAUCCACCGGGGCUGGCCUGUAAGCACACAGAGAGCAGUUAUGUGGAGAUGAAGUCCCCCUCCCACCGUGAAGUGCCCUUUGGUGGCACUGCCACCCUUCUGGGCAGCGCCAGCAGGAAUGUCUAUGAUGUUGAGCCAACAGUGAGUGUACUUCAGGGACCAAAUGGAUUGGCCACUGGCUUCUCCCAGAGCCCCUAUGACCUACCCCGUAACAGUCACAUCCCCAGCCAUUACGAUAUCCUCCCCAUGCGUCACAGCCCUACGCACACACCCCCACCCCCUCCAGAGAGCCCCAGCUCCCUGCUUUAG
Molecule: messenger RNA, 3288 nt
Organism: Lampris incognitus (smalleye Pacific opah)
Lineage: Eukaryota; Metazoa; Chordata; Actinopteri; Lampriformes; Lampridae
Gene: megf11
Product: multiple EGF-like-domains 11
Exons: 23
Coding region: 205-3288 (1027 amino acids)
Molecular function (GO): scavenger receptor activity; protein binding
Source: RefSeq, a predicted model, not a curated record